UUAGCCAUUUAAAUCAGCUGUGUUGGAUCAAGCACAGGUCUAAAGGACGCCCUCGAGGCCUGGAGUUGAACCCCUUCCUGCCUAAAAGCUUUUACCACUAAAGUGCGAAAGUUAGUUAUUACAAUUUCAGGCAGUCCUGUUUUAUAUCCAUAUAUAUGUUAUAAAUCCCCAUAUUUACUUAAUGUAAAAAAAAGCAAUAAUAAUAAUAAUAAUAAUAAUAAUAAUAAUAAUACACGGGGAAAAAACGAGCUGGUUGUGUUUGUGUUGACCCCGCCCUCUCGAGCCGGAGGUCAGGUGAUAGCGGCCAGGCCCGGGUGGAGAUAUCGAGCGUACCCUUCUCUCGGAGCAGAGCGUCGGGAUGCAGGCUAGCUCCGUUAACGGGGACGCUUUAAUUCACGCUUUUCCGCCCGUCGGAGGAGGUGACAUAAGAUACCGAGAGGAGGCGGAGGUCAGGGCCGAGCCGAGCUAACAGGAGCCGGUGUCUCUCUGUGCGGCGGGAAGCCCGGCUCCGAGGUCUGUUUGUUGUUUAGCUUUAGCCGUCUGAGUUAGCUUGCAGCCUCUGGCCGCUAACGGUUCACCGGGAGGAGACAGCGGCCCCCGCCCACAGACACGGCCCGGCCCCCGUGAUGGACGGAGGAGCCCCGUUGUAGGAGCAACAGGAUGCGCUAGCGGAUGUAGUUAGCAUCGGGCCUGAACACAGCACAUCUCCUCCUCCUCCUCCUCCUCCAUCCCUCCUUCCUUCCUUCCUUCCUUCUCUCCUAGCUGUGUCCUCUCAUGAUCACCAUGGAGCCGGCCCCCCACCCGCUGCCUCACUUCCCAGAGAACUCCUAUAAGAUGACCGAAGAGGAUGUGAAAAGGCUGAUCGAGUUCAGGGCAUCCAACGAGGCCCUGUUCACAGGGAAGAGGAACUCUGCAAAGAUAGCCUGGAGGUAUGAGCCCGCCUGCUCCUGGACUCACCUGAGCAAGCGACAGCACCAUCCUGAAAGGCCUCGGUCUGGAAGGGAAGCUGACGGCGGACCAGAUCGCCAAGAAAUGGGACAACCUGCGGACAAAAUAUAAGGACCUGAAGCAGCCAUACCAGGGCCAGGACCACAUGGGGGGCGUUGUGGAGUCGUGGCCGUGGUUCCACAUCAUGGAUGAAGCCAUGCAGGGUCGCCUCUACAACAGCAACCUGGUGCUGAGCCCAGAGACCGCUGGCAACGCUGGUCACCGUGGCAACUGCCAGCCCAAUCAGAACCAGGAGAACACCGACAUCCUGGAGUUCCUCAUCAAGACGGAGAUGGAGGACACGGUGGCAGCUGAAACAGCAGCGGAUGAUGGGGGGGUUCACACGGAGGCUCCGCCCCCUGAGGGCAUCCCGAUGGGCUGGAGGAGGAUGACCGAGUGCUCGUAUAAAAUGAGCGAACAAGAAACUGAGAGGAUGAUCAAACUUCGAGCAGCCAACGAGGCGCUCUUCACUGGCAGGAAACAUUCAGCCAAGCCGGCCUGGAGAGCGAUUCUCUAUGAGCUCGGCCUUCAGGGCAAACUGACCACAGACCAGCUGGCCAAGAAGUGGGACAACCUGAAGAGGAGAUACAAGGAGCUGAAGUUUCCCGCUCGAGGCGUGGAGACCAACCCCAGCUCCUGGCCCUGGUUCUACAGAAUGAACGACGCCAUGGAGGGACGGUUCGCUGGCGCCGCGCCCAUCCUCACUCCCAUCGUGGAGGAUGAAGAUGAGGACUGCGAGUCGCUGUCCCCGACACCCAAGAAGCGAGCCCGCCGGAGCCGAGGCGGGAUGGCCGAGUUUCUGACGGAGUCUGAGAUGGACCUGCUGGUUGAUAACGAGGACAAGAACGGAUCGGCGGCUCUGGGCGAGCUGCACCGGAUGGGCGAGUUCACCUACAAACUGAGCGAAGACGACACAAGGCGACUGAUCGAGCUGCGAGCUGCUAACGAGUCUCUGUUCACCGGCAGGAGGAACACUGCCAAACCGGCGUGGAGGGGAAUAGUGAAGGAGAUGGGUCUGACAGGGAAGAUAACACCUGACCAGGUUGCCAAGAAGUGGGACAACCUGAAGACCAAAUUCAAGGACCUGAAGUUUCCUCCUCGGGGGAUGGAGGGUCAGACCAACCCGGCCUCGUGGCCCUGGUUCCAGCUGAUGAGCGACGCUCUGGAAGGCCGUCUGACGGGCAAAGCUCCCCGAGUGACGCCCGUCUGGACCAACGAGGAGGACGGCGUGUUCGGCUCGUCCCCGCCUCCCGACAGAGACUGUUUGAUGGCGGAGAGGAGCAGCGUGUCGGAGCUGGAGAGCAUGGUGGGCGGAGACAACGCGGAGUCCGACGGGAACGUCACCUACAUCGACGCCAGCGGAGAGGAGUGUUCGACGCCCUCCGACCCGACGUAUAAAAUGACCGACCAGGACACGAGGAAGAUGAUUAAACUUCGAGCCGCUAACGAGGCGUUGUUCACCGGGAGGAGGAACGCCGCCAAAGCCGCCUGGAAAGCCAUCCUGAAGGAGCUCGGUCUGCAGGGGAAGGUCUCCACCUACCAGAUGGCGAAGAAGUGGGACAAUCUGAAGAGGCGGUACAAGGACCUGAAGUACCCUCCUGUCGGGAUGGAGACCGUGGCAGACGGCGCCUCCUCCUGGCCGUGGUUUCACCUUAUGAACGAAGCCAUGGAGGGCCGGCUGGCGAGCAGCGCCCCCCUCCUGGCCCCCGUCACUCAGGACGAUGAUCAGCACCCGGACCCCGCUCCCAGACUCAGGCCCCGCGCCACCCCCGCACCUCCCCCUGCCCCACCGCCCUCCCGCCCGUCCUCCUCAGACUACGCGCCGGAUGCAUUCGGAGAUGGCGCAGAGCAGAACCAGCGGAGCUCAGAGACAUGCGACGGGCCGCUGGGGGGGCUGGAGAGGGAGUGGGAGAUGGUGGAGAGGGAGAGGGCGGCGCUGGAGCGAGAGAGAGAGAUGGUGGAGCGAGACAGAGCAGCGCUGGAGAGAGAGAGGGCGGCGGUGCAGGCGGAGAGGCUGUGGCUGGACCGGGAGCGGGCGGCAGUGGAGCGGGACAGAGCCAUGGUGGAGCAGGAGAGGGCGGCGCUGGGCCGGGACAGGGAGGUGCUGGACCAGAGGGCGCUGAUGCUGAACUCUGUGGGACACUCGGGGCACCUCAACGCCCUCAUGUAGACCGCCGGUGCGGUGUGGGGGCGUGGACUAUCCCUGUACAGACCUCGUGGCGGGCUGGCAAACCGCCUGCUUGUCUGUGGGUCCAGACUCUGGAUCCACAGAAGGACUUCUGUGAAGGACUGAGCUCGCUGAGUGGGCGGUCCUGGGAUCAGACGGCUCUGCGUGCAGGUCCAUAAUAAUCAGAAACAUCACCUGAGUCAGGUGUGGCUGACGUCGUGUUCUCAGGCGGCUGCCGGGCCGCCUUUGGAUCUCUGAGCUGUUCAGCCGGGGGAGGAGGAGGAGACCCAGCGCGGCGGACGCUCGGAUCUCGGCAGCAGUGAUGAAAACGGUCCGGCACUGCCUGAGAACACGACCUCACUGUGGAGGCCGGUCGGUUUGGUUUUCAUUGGACGUUCUGGAAGCGCCCUCCUGGGAUGCUGACUGGUUACCAGGAGCGCUGCACAGAGUCAGGCAGGACUUUUGUUUCUGUGUUUAAUGAAAGUUCAUCAAGUUAAACUCGUUUCCAUCCUCAGUGCCACAGAGUGUUUUCUUUCUUCUCUUUGAGGAACUGAAAGGGUUCUGCAGGGUUCAUCGGGAAUAGUGAAAACUGAAGCAGGAACGGGCUGUUCCCGGGAAUCCCUCACUGUGAUCACACUCGUGUAAGAUGAUGCUUGUGUGCUUGAAGUGUCCAGACGAGCCUUUAAUUUAAACAAAACACCAAUUUGUGACUGAUGCCACUCAAACUGCACUGAGCAGCCGGAUUUCAAAAUAAAAGCUCCAGAGGGAUUUUACGAGUUCUUCACAGUGAUGGAGGGGGGGGCGGGGGGGGGCAACGACUGACUUUACUAAACAUUUUCAGGACAAAUGGUUUCACUAAUUACACAAACUGGGAGGUGCAGCCCUGAACAUCCUGUACUCGGGUGCAGGGUAGCUGAACUCGUAGACCUCGGCAGAUUUCCUUGUUGCUGCUGAGCUCUGAUCAGCACACCUAUCUACACCUGUCUACACCUGUCUACACCUAAACACCAAUCCCAUCUUUACACCUACAGCCUCUUUUCUGCUUUGGUUUUUUGCUUGCACAUGUCCUACACUUACCGCUGAGCCUGCACACAAAUAUUUAAAGAUUCUCAUCAUGGGAAAAAUGUAAAUUGUAAUCAGAUUACUCUGAAUUGCAUGAUUACAUGGCGUUACGCCGGCGUUCAUCACUUAGAGGACAGUAAAGUUGGUGCCUUGAUUUUAUUUAAAUCCUGACGGCGACUUCCUGCCCCGAGGACGUCGUUUCCAUAUGAAAAACAGAUGCGAGCACCAGACGCCAUCGAAGCUGCUGCAGGUCUGUGGUCAUGGCGUGCGCCGACUGAAGCCUCUGUGAGUAAAACGGGUUUGGCGAGUAUGUCCUGUUUAAAUGAAGCCAGGUGUUACAAAUAAGAGGGCGCGUAACAGGGCCCUCAGCAGGCUUCCAGAAAUUAACCAAUCAGAAGCUGGAUUCCUGUUACAGCAGCCAAAAUAUUAAGUACAGCUGCGGUCAACGAUGACCGUGCUGACGGGUUAGUGGACACGGGAGGUUUUACACCAGUGUAACCAGUAAACUGUGCGUGUGUGUGUGUGUGUGUGUGUGUGUGUGUGUGUGUGCGUGCGUGCGUGCGUGGGGGGAGUAACCCCGACCUGAGUCUGCGCUGCUGUCAUCUACACAGAUUUAUUCGGCCGGCCGUUUAAGCCUCUUAACUUGUUAUUGACGAGGAACCAAAUGUGUGUUUACAUCUGUGUGACAGGACGAGGAAGCGUCUGCUGCUCGGUCAGAGGUCAGUCUGUCACAUGACACGGUCAUUUACAUAACCAGGCCAUUCAACUUACCGUUAAUAAUAAUAGAGAGGCAGGUCCAUUCUAAUGAUGAGAGGACUUUUGUCGGCCUGCAGGUGUUUCGUGUGUUUCUACUAACCGUGACGUUAUCUUGAUGAGUCUAGCGUCCUCGCUUGAGGGGGGCGGAGCUGUUCUGAUUGUUUUAAAAACUCUUUUCUCUGUCGUUUUGUGUGAACUUGCUGAAGGAGGAACAAUAACGACUUGAAUCGUGUUUGAAAAGUGAAACUGAAGCGCGUCGAGGGUUUGAUGUCGGGGAUGUUCUCAAAUGUAAGUCGCCGCCUGACGACCACACUAACGUUGAAGCACAUUUCUGUCUCCAGCUUUUCAGUGUUAAAGAGGCUGCAGGUCAUGUGACCUCUGUGGCACUGUCAGGUUUUCUAUAGAAAACGUAAAACAUGCCUUUUGUUUGCCGUUUGUCUCCUGGAGGAAAUAAAGAUCAGCAUUGAUUAAAAA
Messenger RNA from Haplochromis burtoni (Burton's mouthbrooder), 5446 nucleotides. RefSeq lists its product as uncharacterized. Bases 1094 to 3157 code for a protein of 687 amino acids. The transcript is spliced from 13 exons. The record is from RefSeq and is a predicted model, not a curated record. NCBI's taxonomy places the organism in Eukaryota, Metazoa, Chordata, Actinopteri, Cichliformes, Cichlidae.